GCGGUGGCGCAUGCGCACGAGUUCCGUGAGUCCUGGUGGCGCACGCGCAGUGGCGUGGGGCCUGCCGUCCGUGCCGGGCGGGCGCCGAAGGGGAGCUCAAGGAGACCGGGCCGCGGGCGCGGGCUGGCGCCAUGCCGGGCUCGCUGGAGGUGCCCUCGCUGGAGGAGCUCGAGGUGCCGGAGGUAAGCGUCAGCUCCUCCGUGCUGAAAGCUGCAGCCCAUCACUAUGGCUCACAGUGUGACAAGCCCAACAAGGAGUUCAUGCUGUGCCGCUGGGAGGAGAAGGACCCCCGGAAAUGCUUAAAGGAAGGAAAGCAAGUCAAUCAGUGUGCACUGGACUUUUUCAGGAAGAUUAAGGCACACUGUGCAGAACCUUUUACUGAAUACUGGACUUGUAUUGAUUAUACCAACCUUCAAGAGCUUCGUCGUUGCCGAAAACAGCAGCUGGCAUUUGAUAAUUGUGUGCUGGAGAACUUGGGCUGGGUGAGACCUGAUCUGGGAGAGCUGUCUAAGGUCACAAAAGUGCAGACAGACCGACCUAUCCCUGAGAAUGUCUAUCAUUCCAGACCAAGACCAGAGCCAAGUCCGCCCAUUGAAGGAGAUUUGAAGCCUGCUAAAUAUGGCAGCAGGCUUUUUUUCUGGAACUGGUAAAAUGGGACCGACAACUCUAUAGUAAGCUCUGUUCUUUGCAAAUGUAAAUUAUCUUGUCCAAUGUGUAUUGGGUGCAAUCGUUAAUGAUUAAAAAACGCAUAAUUCA
Chelonia mydas (Green sea turtle) is the source of this 756-nucleotide messenger RNA. It is a transcript of the gene NDUFA8, whose product is annotated as NADH:ubiquinone oxidoreductase subunit A8. The record is from RefSeq and is a predicted model, not a curated record. Gene Ontology annotation, biological process: mitochondrial electron transport, NADH to ubiquinone. NCBI's taxonomy places the organism in Eukaryota, Metazoa, Chordata, Testudines, Cheloniidae. Bases 132 to 650 code for a protein of 172 amino acids. The transcript has 4 exons.